Molecule: messenger RNA, 485 nt
Organism: Lolium rigidum
Lineage: Eukaryota; Viridiplantae; Streptophyta; Magnoliopsida; Poales; Poaceae
Product: glutamyl-tRNA(Gln) amidotransferase subunit C, chloroplastic/mitochondrial-like
Exons: 5
Coding region: 39-485 (148 amino acids)
Biological process (GO): regulation of translational fidelity; glutaminyl-tRNAGln biosynthesis via transamidation
Cellular component (GO): chloroplast
Molecular function (GO): glutaminyl-tRNA synthase (glutamine-hydrolyzing) activity
Source: RefSeq, a predicted model, not a curated record
UCCCCCCUUUGGGCCGCCGCGGCAACAAAACCACGGCCAUGCUCUCCGCCGCCGCCUCGGCCAUCCCCAGGCUCCGGUGCGCUGCGCCGGCGAGGUACGCUUCGUCGAGAACCCAAUGGUCGCUGCUGCUGCGGCGCCCGCUCUCCUCCUCUCCGAAUGUAGCGCCCGCCGCCGCGGCCUCGGGGCCAGGGCCACUGGAGCCGCCGGACCUUCCCCGCCUCGCCAAAUCCGCCCGGAUAUCUCUCUCGCCGCAGGAGGCCGAGGAAUUCGCGCCCAAGAUUCAGCAGGUGGUAGAUUGGUUUGGGCAGCUUCAAGCGGUUGAUCUUGAGUCCAUUGAGCCUUCACUUAGAGCUGAUACUGCAGUGGGUAGUUCUUUGAGAGAAGACAAGGCGGAACCAUUUGCUAACAGAGAUGCCAUAAUAAAGGCCCUUCCGAGCUAUGACGACCCAUACAUCAAAGUGCCAAGAGUGCUGAACAGCGAAUAA